AAAUAUAAAUGUGUUCAGCGACUACCAAUUGAGCAGUGUGAUUUUAAUUAACGGACGGCUCCACAAUUAGUUUUACAAGAUGCGGAUUUUAUUUACUGUGCUUUUAUGCCUUACUUUGGCUGCCUGCAUAAAUGCAGAUUAUCAGGACAGUUUUACCAUAGGUGAACGUGAAGAAGGUGAUUACCUCAUUACUAAUAGAACCGUUUUCAAGCCUCCCAUUUUUUGGAAACCCAUGAUAGCAAUGAUCGGCGUAAGUCCCCCUGAAGAUAAAAUUAUCACCCAUGUUCAAAUCACAAAUGUAGGAAACAGACAAACUCAAUUUAUACUGCGAGAACUCAAUGCAACAAAUAUAGUAAUAAUGGUCAUGGGAAAAAUCGGAGAAGGGAUACUUUGUCAUGUGGAGGGCUAUGCAAAAAAUAUUUCAACAACACCUGCUCCAAUUAGCACAUCUGAAGGUAGCGAAGAAAACAAUAGUGAAAACGACAACACACCCAAUGCCGGGGAUGGAAAUACUAACAACUCAGGCGAAGGUGGCGAUGGAGAAAACAACGCAUCUGAUGCCGGAGAUGGAAAUACUAACAAUUCAGGCGAAGGUGGCGAUGGAGGAAACAGCGCACCCGAUGCCGAGAAUGGAGAUAACAACUUAGGCGAAGGUGGCGAUGAAGGAAACAGCGCACCAGAUGCCGGGGAUGGAGAUAACAACUAAGCCGAAGGUGACGGAGGAAAGGUGAUGGAGGAAAGAGUUCACUCAAUGCCGAGAAUGGAAAUAAUAACUCACAAUCAGUAGAACGUGGCGAUGCGCAAUAAAGGAAAUAGCACAUCAGAUGCAUGAAGAUCAAAACAACAACUCAGCCGAAGAUAGGCAAAAUAGUAUAAUUUUACAAUAAAUACAAAACAUGUUUAUAUUGUUUAUCAGAUAAAAGUCAUUUUAGUUACAUAUUGAUAUAAAAUUUAAAAAAAUCAUUAUGUAAAAAAUUCUUAGUUAUCAAAUUUAGACUAUUUUGCUGUGAUUUAUACAUACAUGUCUAGCAUAAAAAUGCUAGACAUGUUUGUCAAAGUUUCGAAAGUGUAUGUUUAAAAUACUUAUAUUAUUGUCGAAAAAUUUAA
Wasmannia auropunctata (little fire ant) is the source of this 1107-nucleotide messenger RNA. RefSeq names its product hyphally regulated cell wall protein 3-like. The transcript has 2 exons. The record is from RefSeq and is a predicted model, not a curated record. The coding region runs from base 80 to 706 and encodes 208 amino acids. Lineage: Eukaryota; Metazoa; Arthropoda; Insecta; Hymenoptera; Formicidae.